AUGGCGCCGCUUCUUCGCGGGUCUGACGAAGACAAUAAGGCCGAAACGUUAGCUGUUCGUAAACAUGAAUAUUAUAUUUCCUUUGGAUUGUUCGAUACCAUUAUCUAUAUCAAUCGAAGCUGUGCAGCUGCAACACAAAAGAUGGCACAAGAGUUGAUCCAGCUACAGCCAGGGAUGCAGGUUGAGAGAUGGACCAUAGAGAAGAAACUGGGAGAAGGGGGUUUCGGUGCAGUCUAUCGCUGUCGUGAUCAUACUGGACAAUAUGCGCUCAAAGUUGAAGGUGUUGCGGAGCAAAUCCAGGUUUUGAAAAUGGAGGUCUACGUGCUGACGGAGUUGACAAAACGUGGAUCGCGGCAUUUUUGCAGGAUUGAAGAUAAAGGAAGAUACGGGAACUUCAACUAUGUAGUUAUGACGCUUGUCGGUAAAUCCCUGCAAGAUUUGAAUAAAGGAGGACCGGGUGGACAUAUGACAAUUGGUUGCGCGAUUUCAUGCGGCAUUCAGUGUCUGGAAGCACUUGAAGAUCUCCAUAACAUCGGCUACUUACACCGCGAUGUCAAGCCUGGCAACUACACCAUAGGAAGGGCUGAACUCCGUGAACUACGCAAAGUGUACAUUCUAGAUUUCGGCAUGUGCAGAAAAUUCACAAAUGAUCAAGGAGUCAUCCGUAAACCUCGUCAAGCGGCCGGGUUCCGAGGCACAGUACGUUAUGCACCAAUUUCUUGUCAUCUUCAACGAGAGCUUUGUAGAAAAGACGACUGCGAAACAUGGGUCUAUAUGUUAGUGGAAUUCACCUACGGAAGACUUCCUUGGAAAGAAGUACAGGACAUGAACCAGGUUGGAGAAUAUAAAAAACGAGUUCGGCAGCCAAUGUACAUCAUGGAACUAUUCCCACCUCCGUGUCCACGCGAGUAUAUAGAGAUUUUGCAAUAUGUUGAUGGAUUAAAAUACUAUGACGCGCCUAAUUACCAAUUUAUCUACGGCACCAUGCGAAGAGCACUCGCGUCGAGCCGAGCACAGGAGUUCCCGUAUGACUGGGAGAUGGGCGGUCCCACGGCUUACAUGCUUGCGUGA
This is a messenger RNA of Necator americanus (New World hookworm), 1071 nucleotides long. RefSeq lists its product as uncharacterized. The transcript is spliced from 10 exons. Gene Ontology annotation, cellular component: nucleus; cytoplasm. NCBI's taxonomy places the organism in Eukaryota, Metazoa, Nematoda, Chromadorea, Rhabditida, Ancylostomatidae. The record is from RefSeq and is a predicted model, not a curated record. Gene Ontology annotation, molecular function: protein serine/threonine kinase activity; ATP binding. Bases 1 to 1071 code for a protein of 356 amino acids. Gene Ontology annotation, biological process: signal transduction; peptidyl-serine phosphorylation.